AUGGCUUCAUCUCAAUGUCCCAUAGAUCGAAACUUCAUUGUAGUGGAUUUCCACUAUAAUGGAACGUUUGCACCCAACCCAUUAGUAUACUUUGAUCCCGACAAACAAUCAGUAGGAGAUGUUGACUUCAGUGCAUUUGAGUACGAGGAGUUCAUGGAAUUCCUUCAAAAGCUCACCAGAACUAGAAGCAAAGACAUUUACUUCUGCCUUCCACAAGAGUCUUUAAGUCAGGGAAUUCAUACACUGGUGAAUGACGGUGAUUACAAAGAAUUUUUGGAUUUGGCUUAUGCAAAUGAGAGGAGAAUGAAUGUGUAUGUGGACCACUAUAAUGAACCAAUCUUCGAAUGGAUUGAGGAAGAGGAAACUGAAGAUCAAGACUACAACUGUGAAGAGGAUGAAGACUCAGUAUUCUCGGAGACUUAUUCUGUUGACCAUAAAGAAGAUGAUGUUGAAUAUCCAUUCCUAGCCAACAAAACCAAGGGUGACAGGUUCUUAAACAAACUUUGUCUAGACACAUUAGAUGAAGAUGUUGAAUAUCUUGAACCUCGAUACCCUGUACAUGAUGAUAGACAACCAUGGAAUCAGAUGAAACCACUGUUAGGUAUGCAAUUUUCUAACCCUGAUGAGCUUAAAAACAUGUUGAGCAACUAUGCAGUUGCUAAUGGAUAUGAUCUCUGGGUGUUUAAGUUUGGGUCCAUAGUAACUUAUAAGUGGUUAGGAAAACAGUUUAUGAGUGAAAUUAUAGAGAAGCCAAAAAUGAGUGUUAGGAAGAUGAAAGCUAUAGUUUCAACAACAUUCAAUAUAAAUGUGAGUGAGGGGCAAUGCAGAAAUGCAAAGAAAUUUGCAUUACAAGAAAUUGAAGGAAGUCUAAUUGAACAUUAUGGGAGAUUAUGGUCAUAUGGUCAUGAAAUUCUGAGGACAAACCCUGGGUCUACUGUGAGGAUGGAUGUAGACAUCAUGCCAGAUUCCACAACUUUGUUUUCUAAGUACUAUGUCUGCUUUAAAGCUAUAAGUGAUGGUUGGAAGGAAGGGUGCAGGCCUGUGAUUGGCCUUGAUGAUUGCUUUCUAAAGGGUAUUGUUAGGGGAGAAGUUUUGGCAGCUGUAGGGAGGGAUGCAAACAACCAAAUCUACCCUAUAGCAUGGGCUGUAGUUGGAGUUGAGAACAAGGCCACAUGGAAGUGGUUCAUAGAUCUCCUCAUGGAUGAUAUUGAUGGUGGUCUUGGUGCAGGCAUUACCCUUCUUUCUGAUGGACACAAGGGGUUGCUAGAAGCAGUAAAAGAAAGGUGUCCAGAAGCUGAACACAGACAAUGUGCCAGGCACAUUGUGGCUAAUUUUGCUAAAAGGUUUACCGGUCAACAUUUCAGGAAGCUUUUUUGGAGGGCUGUUAGAGCUAGUACUGAACAGAAGUUCAAACAUGUAAUGGAAAAGAUCAAAUCUUUAGAUACUCAAGCAUAUGAGUACCUUAUAGACAGAGAUCCUACUACCUGGUCUAAGGCAUUUUUUAAAGAGGGCAGAGACUGUGAUGCAGUUGAGAAUGGGGUGAGUGAGAGUUUCAAUUCUGCUAUUAGGCAUGCUAGAAGGAAACCAAUCAUCACUAUGCUAGAGGAGAUUAGGAUAUUUGUGAUGGAGAGGAUAUACAGUCAAAGAGUAGAAGGAAUUGAAUGGGAUUUGAAUAUCUGUCCAAGUAUUAGGAAGCGUAUACAAGAUUUGAAGGUUAAACAGAGAUUGUGGGGGGUUACUCCUUGUGGUUAUCAAAAGUAUGAAGUUAGGUUCAAUGAUGCAGCAUAUGGAGUGGAUCUAAUUGCAAAGACUUGUGCAUGCAGAAUAUGGCAACUUACAGGGAUACCAUGCUUACAUGGAGUAGCUGCAAUCUCUUCCCUGAAUCAAGAUGCAGAAACAUAUGUGUCCCAAUCAUACAGUAAAGAGGCUUUUCUAAAAUGCUAUAAUUAUAGCAUUAACCCUCUCAAUGGUAGUGAUAUGUGGGAAGAAGUUCCUUAUCGAAAGCCUUUGCCUCCCAAAAGAAGAAGAUUACAUGGUAGGCCAUCAGUGAAAAGGAAGAGGGAUGCAGUGGAAAGGGAGUUGAGUGGACCAAUUAGACAUUCUGUGACAAGAAGGGGAUCCCUGAUAAAGUGUAGUAUUUGCAAGGAACCAGGUCAUAACAAGAUAAAGUGUCCAUCUAAGCAGCAAACAAAUACAUCAGGUAAAUGUCCCAAUUAUAUGAACAUAAUACAUCAUUUUGAUAUGUAAUCUUGAGACUUCAAUUUUUUUGCAGCACCAAGUUCA
This is a messenger RNA of Lactuca sativa (garden lettuce), 2283 nucleotides long. The record is from RefSeq and is a predicted model, not a curated record. NCBI's taxonomy places the organism in Eukaryota, Viridiplantae, Streptophyta, Magnoliopsida, Asterales, Asteraceae.